GGAACCAAACGAUAUGAAGGUCCACAACAGGAGCCGACAGUAGGUCCACUGUUGGUCCUUCAAGACAGAACUUAUUAAUUCUGAAGAACUUCUUGGUGACAGAUGUUUCUCUACAUCACUACAACAAAUGAUGAUCUACUGAAUUUUCCUUGAUUCUCCCAACAUCAAACAAAGAAAACAUCUACAUGAACCUUUCAGAGCUCCGAGCUAAUGCGGAACAAAGUCAGCAGAGCCUAGAUGAUCAUUUAAAUGUUUUAUGGGGAGAAAAUGAGGGAUUCUGAUGAAGAAACACGUCUGAUAACAAGUAGUACUGGAAUAUGUGGAUCAAAUUCUUUCUUUUGAUGUUGGGAAAGUUCUGGAACAUCAGGUGUGAAUGUCUCAGAGUGACUCUUCAUGUCUGAAUAAGGAUCCAGUGGAACAGUAGAACACCAGAACUGCUGUCGGCUUCCUCAGAGAUCAGUGCUGGACUGUCUAACAGGUGACAAAUUAAAGGAAAAAACCUGAAUGCCUCUAGAAUGAGCAGUUUAAUGAAGAAGGAUCCAAACACCAUUGUGCUGGGUUUUCCUUUCAUUUGUCACCCCAGUGCAGCUGUUUUAUCGGACAUCUGUGUCCUUGUUUUCAUCUCAGUGAGCACCAGUCCAGUUUUAUAAAUGUAUUUUUGUUCUUUCCCUAUUGUAGCACUUUGAGAUUCUGUAUGUAAAGUGCAUUAUAAAUUAAAGGCAUUAUUAUUAUUAUUAUUAUUAUUAUUAUUAUUAUUAUUAUUAUUAUUAUUAUUAUUAUUAUUAUUAUUAUUAUUAUUAUUAUUAUUAUUAGUGCCAGUGGUUUGAACCUGAACUGACUGAACGGAUCGGUUCUGGUCUGGAUGUUAACAACAUGAAGCUCUAGAUCUACAGCCAUGGACAGAAUGUGACCUCUGUGGGUGGUUAUCUGGUAGCUAUAGACAGCUACACCAGAACGUUAUCAACACCUUAAAGUUGUAUGAGAUCAAAACAAGAAGCUGUAAAAAUACGAGGAUUUAACUUGACGCCUGUUUUCAUGAGAAAAUCUCACAUUCUGAACAUCAGUGAAAAAAGUCAGACCCUUGUUCAGAGAUCAUCCACAGAGGAGUCAGAAAAGAUCAUACAUUUAGUUAUUCUCAGCUCAGAUCAUCAAACGGUGCUGACUGGGAUGGAAACUAAACAAAGCAAUCCAUGAAAUGCUUCCUUUCAGGACAUAAGCAGAGCGUGUACCGUCACGUCUCCACCAGCAUCCCAUCUCUAAAGAGGCCUGCUGCCGGUCAGAAGCCGGUGUUUCUCCAUCCCGUCACUAGCUGUACGGUGCGUCACGGGGAGGUGGCCCGUUUUCAUACAUGUGUGUCUGGCUCGCCGAGGCCCGAGAUCCGCUGGUUCCACAACCGGCAGCCGGUUCAGCCCACCAAGAACUUGGUGUUUCAUUUUGAUGAGGUGAUGAACACCGCCACCCUCAUCAUCGUGGACGCUUUCUCCGAGCACGCAGGGCAUUACACCUGCAGGGCGGUUAAUGCCGCCGGAGAUGCCGCCUGCUCGGCCACCCUCACCGUAACCACAGAAGAAGAAGAAGGUAACCACUGGGAUAGCAGGUUCUGAUUGAAACCACCUCCAAACAUUCAGGGAUGUCCCGAACUGACGUCUCACAGCCAUUACAGGGAGCUCUGAAGAACUCGUAAACUCACCGAUUAAUCUAAAAUUUCAUUUGCUGCAACAAUCUGGGAGUUUAGCUAGCAACAGGCACCAUGACAAAGAAGUAGCAGUU
Messenger RNA from Amphiprion ocellaris (clown anemonefish), 1770 nucleotides. Its product is annotated as telokin. The record is from RefSeq and is a predicted model, not a curated record. NCBI's taxonomy places the organism in Eukaryota, Metazoa, Chordata, Actinopteri, Pomacentridae. The transcript has a single exon. The coding region runs from base 1191 to 1604 and encodes 137 amino acids.